Schistocerca gregaria is the source of this 738-nucleotide messenger RNA. RefSeq lists its product as uncharacterized. The coding region runs from base 16 to 453 and encodes 145 amino acids. NCBI's taxonomy places the organism in Eukaryota, Metazoa, Arthropoda, Insecta, Orthoptera, Acrididae. The transcript has 2 exons. The record is from RefSeq and is a predicted model, not a curated record.
UGCGGAGAGGAGGACAUGGAACUUGUCGGAGGAGUGAUGACGGUGGCGCUUCUGGUUUCGGCUGGCGCCGCAGACACGGAGAUGCGACCGACUGCGGUGCUGCCACCUGUGAGAGCGGGCGAGAACACGGCACAGGACCACGCGGCGGCCGGCUCUGUGGUGUCGCCGCUGGGGCUGCUGGGAACCGCAGGCUCACUGGGCUUGCUGGGGCCCGCCAGCCCCCUGCUGUCGUCGGUGGUGCUGAGCUCUCUGCUGGGCCCCGCUGCGGCCGGCUACUACCCGCUGCUGCACGGCGCGGGGGCAGGCGGGCUGCUGCCGCUGCUGCUGGCGCAGGCGUACGGCCGCUACCUGCCGUACGGCCUCGGCGCGUACGGGCUGUACGGCUACAGCGCCUCCAACGCGGUGCAAAACAGCAAGCCCUUCGGUGCCUAUAAGUACGAGGACCGCAUCUGAGGACGCACGUGGCGCCGGUGCGGGCCGGGCAGAAAUGCUCGCGUCCUAACAAGGCACCGCAUCUACCUAAACAGUAGUUCCUCAGUCUGUGCUCGAACGGCUCAACUGUUCGUGCCAUACGAAUACGUAAUUUUAAGAGCGAAUCGUUUGUGUGGAAGUUGUCGUGUAUGGUAAGCCAAAAUAAACUGUCAGCAAAAGAAAUCGAUGAAUGAAGGUAGUACGUGUGUUACAAUUGCCAACAAAAAAAUAAAUAAUGUAAUUCUCUGAAUUAAUAAAUUCAUUUAA